This is a messenger RNA of Leptosia nina, 672 nucleotides long. Lineage: Eukaryota; Metazoa; Arthropoda; Insecta; Lepidoptera; Pieridae. The record is from the annotation of a GenBank genome assembly.
AUGGAAAGAAGAAUAAAGUUAAAAACAUUAAACAGUCAUAUUACGUGUAAGAUUUGUCGUGGAUAUUUCAUUGACGCCACUACGGUCACCGAGUGUCUUCAUACGUUCUGCAAGAGCUGUCUGGUGAAACACUUAGAGGAAAAUAAUACAUGUCCAACAUGCAACAUAGUGAUACAUCAAUCACACCCAUUACAGUACAUCAGUUUCGACAGAACUAUGCAGGAUAUUGUGUACAAAUUAGUACCAGACUUACAGGAUAAUGAAAUAAAACGAGAGAGGGAUUUCUAUCGGGCAAGAGGCCUGCCAUGUCCAAAGGAUGCUGCAUUGGCUGCUGACAAGCCUGGUGCUGGUGAUGAGCCAGAGCAACAAGAUAAUAGUGAUUGUCAUAGGAAAGAUGAACAGGUUAAUGUGUGCUUAGAGUGCAUAUCAACAUCUCUGCGCACACUGAAGCGCAGUUUCAUCAGAUGUUCAGCUCAAGCUACCAUCACGCACCUCAAAAAAUUCAUAGCUAAGAAAAUACUUAAUGGUAUGGAGAAAUAUAGGGAAAUUGAUAUUUUAUGUAAUGAUGAGUUACUAGGUAAGGACCACACAUUGAAAUUCGUCUAUGUGACACGUUGGAGGUUCAGGGACCCGCCAUUACGACUGCAGUAUAGGCCCAAGAUAGAUAUAUAA